CCCAAACCAAACCACUCCCACAGUCAAACAAAGAAACCCAAUCCCAAUCAAAUCCACAAAUCAGGAAUAGACAAAGAAAAUUAGCUCGAUAUGGAUAGAGGAAAGAGGAAGGACAUAUAUACCAAUAAAAGACGUUUUCGUAUGUUACUGCGGAGAAGUAUAUGAUAUGAGGAAUGAAGGAAAGAAGGGAGAUGUGAAAUGGGCUUUGUGGUCCAGUUUGAGAGUUGAUCUUUGGUUUGGAUGGUCUUGGAUUUUUUGGAGUCUAAUUUAUUUGGAAGCUCGAGAACUGAGAACUGAGAACUGAGAACUGAGAAUUGAGAAUAAAUACGAAACUCUAUCUAGCAAGCUAGAUAACUCCAAAGAAGAUACACAUAAUAGCAUCAACCGCAGCAACAACCAAAUCACCAAAUCACCAAAUCACCAAUCCUCCAAACCUCUCCCCCUCAAACAACCCACCCUGCUUCUCAAAAAUGCCUACCAAACUCCCAUCCACCUCCACCUCCACCUCAAUAUCAACAUCAACAUCAACCACCACUCCAGACCCCACCCUAAUAAUCAAUCGUCCACGCCCCCAAACCUGGAUAUUCAUCCCUGCACCCUCCUCCCCCUCCUCUCCUCCCCCUUCCUCCUCAACCACCAAUCCCAAGCCCCCAUCUCGACCAGACUCAGAUGUAUUUCUCCCCUAUCCACCUCCACCUACUCGUCCACCACCUCUCACACCCUUUGCAUCAUCGAGUCAAACCCAUCGAUAUCCAACUUCCCAGAGUACGAGGACCUCGCAUGAAAAUCGGGAAUUGGAUGAGUGUGAUGCUGGGAGUAUUGGGAUUGGGGUAAAGAAAUCGGAAUGUAUCUCGGGAUUUGAAAAUUGGGAAGGAUAUGAGGUAGAGGAAAAUGAGGGGAAAGAUGAUGAUGAUGACGGCGGUGAUGGAGAGAAAAUCCCACCAUUUACUCAAGCUCUUUUUUUCGAUUCUUUACAAUCGGAUUUUGAUGCUCCUCGAUCAAAUUCUCCAUCCAUAAAUUCCUCCUCGUCAUCGAAUUCAAAUUCAUCCGUCUCUCAACCUCAAUUAUUCCAUCCAAUUUCUCACUGUCGACUCUCUCAACCCUCCAAGCCCCCUCUUUCUCUUUCUCCUUCACCUCCUCCUCCCUCCUCACCCUCACGAACACAAAACCGUCCACCAAUACCCAAACCCAUCCCAUUUAUCCAGAACCUCUCCUCCUCAAAACCCAACACCCAUCCCAGCUCUCACCCAACCUCUCAACCCCCGCCAAGUUCUCACCAACAUCCCGACGAGGAUCUAAACGAUUGGGUAAUGAUUCCACCGGACGUUGAUUCACAUUCACGAUCUUCUUCCCCGUCUCCCCCCUCAUCUCCAACUCCAGCUCCACUACACCCUUCACUUUCCAUCUCUUCCGCACGGCCAAUAUCAAGCGAAGAAGUUACCCCUCAACAAGAACUGACUCGAGAACAAGAGAAAGAAGAACCAAAAACCCCAGAUAUCAUCGAUAGCGCACAGGAAACGGAGAAGAAAAAGGAGAAAGCGAAAGAGCAAAAAAUAAGUACACUAGGCUAUCUAUUUAAUUUCCUGUAUGUGAUCUAUCUUUUCCUUUUCUUUAACUCUCAACCUCAUAACCCAUCAUUCCACACCCCGCCCACAACCCCUUAUCAAACCUCUCCUCCCUCCAGUCCCUCCCCGCCACAAAUCGAAAAAAGAAAAAUCGAAAAAAGAUACUAACAACCCAACCCAACCCCCCCACAGAAUCUCAACAAAAGGAUACGAGUAUGGAUUUGCUUAAUCCAGCCCAUCAUAACCUUACCACACGCCGGAAAUAACGAUAACUAUAACCUUACCGGUACUCUUAUUAUUUCAUCUCAAUCUCAAUCUCAAUCUCAAUCUCAAUCUCAAUCUCAAUCUCAAUCUCAAUCUCAAUCUCAAUCUCAAUCUCAACUCAACCCAACACAUAGGAUAAAGUAAACGUACGAGCGAACGAACGAACGAACGAACGAACGAAAGAGGUAGAUUGAGAAGGAUAUUGAGAAGGAUAUUGAGAAGUACAUCAAUACUAGUCAACAUUCUUAACACCACCAAUGCACUACCACAUCUAAUUAUAAUCUCCCUCACUCUCUCUCAACUCUAUCUCUAAAGAAAACUCUCAAGCGAAGCUCGGCAAGGUGGGCGGAGGGCGGAGAAGAAGACUUACAACGAUGUAUAACCA
Messenger RNA from Sclerotinia trifoliorum, 2214 nucleotides. The record is from the annotation of a GenBank genome assembly. NCBI's taxonomy places the organism in Eukaryota, Fungi, Ascomycota, Leotiomycetes, Helotiales, Sclerotiniaceae.